AACGCGGCCGGCAGCCAUCGCGGCGAAGCUUCGAAGCGAUAGUCUGCAAGCGCAUCUCUUGCAACGGUUGUGCUGUCCAGUUCUUAUUCGGCAACGGGACUCAUCACACCAACAAAACCUCUCAGGCAGCAGGAGCACAAGAGCUGCUGGCCUCCAAAACGCAUCGCAGCGAUGGCCUCCUCCCUCCGCGGCAAGACCACCACAAGGAGCCUCUACUUGACAGGAUUAGGCGUGGUCUACACCUGCGCCUUCGUGAGCUUCUGGCUCCAGUUCCCCGGUCUACUCAGCACGAAUGGACUGCUGCCGGCCGCGAGCUUCUGGCGCAAGCUGAAGCACGAGUACGCCGGGGCCACGCCGGUCGACGGCUUCAAGCGGUUGCCCUGCUGGCUGUGGUUUGUGGCUGACGACGACGCGUCGAUCGAUCAGGCCAUAGAAGGCAUCUCAAUAGUAGGGAUAGCCGGAGGCAUGCUGUGUAUUUUGGGCGUCCACCACGCUUUACUGUUCGCGGUGCUGUUCAUGAACUACCUGACAUUAUAUACAAUUUCGCAGACGUGGCUGGGAUUUCAGUGGGACAUAUUUCUCUUGGAGACCGGUGCGGCCAGCAUACUCUACGCCCCCUUCUUCACUAUCAGUGCAAGAGGCCAACUCAGCAACGGCCACCCCAUGGCCUGGCCCCUUAGAGCAUUAUGGGUCAAGUUCAUGGUCAUGAGUGGAGUGGUCAAGGUGACGGCCGACUGCCCGACCUGGCAAAGUUUGACAGCAUUGGAGUACCACUUCGCGUCGACGUGCCUGCCCACGCGCCAGGCCUGGGCCUUCCACUCCUUUCCACCACUAUUAUUGCGACUCGGUACCGCAAUAAUGUUCCUGGUCGAGCUCGUAGCGCCCUGGUUUUUGCUGGCCCCGAUCACGGCGAUGCGGCGCGUCGGUGUUUUGAUCCAGUUACCUUUGCAGAUCCUCAUCCAGUACACGGGCAACUACAACUGGUUCAACCUGCACACCUGUAUAUUAUUACUUCCGGCGUGGGCCGGCGACUUUGAUGAAUCUGAAAACGCGUGGGAGCGCUGGUGGAGGCGGAAAGGCUGUAAGAGGGCGGCCUGCUUCUCUUCAUUAGUAUCGUUGAUCUACGCCUCAACACAUCUCUUCCCGCUCACCCUAACGAAGCCGUACAAAACAGCUCUGAGUAGACCGGACGGCUUCACGAUAGAAAACCGAGCGGACCGCUACUUCGUCGCGGGCAUGCUCACCGCCGUUUUGGACUGGCGGCCCGUCGCGUACUUGUACGGCGUCGCCGCUCUUGCGGGCUCGGACUACGCGCGGCGGUCCGCUCACAAAAAAGGUUGGGUGAGGGGCGCGGUCGCGUACGCGUUCCACCUCGGUCUCGCCGCGAUCUGUCUAGCCCACAUGGGUAUCAUUAUAAUACCGAUGGGCUCCCUCGCAAAUAGGUCGAUCCUACCUUUGAUACCGACGCCGACGGGCCAGCGCCUGACGCAAGGCUGGAAGGAGCACGUCGAUCCGUUCCGCGUAUCGAACUCCUACGGUCUGUUUCGGCGGAUGACGGGCGUCGGCGCUUCGGAAGGCCGAGGCUACGGCGGUCUGCCUCCCUCACUGGUCGAAGUGCCCGCCGUCGUCCUCGAGGGCUCCACCAACGGUUCAGUGUGGGAAGAGAUCCCUUUUAGAUAUGCGCCGUUCGUCGAAGAACGAGCACCUCGGCGGACGGCGCCGCACCAACCUAGGUUAGAUUGGCAGCUCUGGUUCGCCGCGUUAGGUCACUACCAGCACAACCCUUGGUUAUUGCACCUCAUGUACCGUAUUACUACAAGAAUACCAUCAAACGACGCCGCCUUGCAACUGUUAGAUGUGGACGCGUACCCCUUCCGCGAGAAGCCGCCGGCCUUCGUCCGGGCCUGGCUCUACCACUACGACUUUACGAGGGCGCCGUCGCGCUGGGCUCGAAGUAUCCCCGGUACCGAGUUGUGUGGGAGUGACUGUACGAAGUACUGGAAGAGAACGCGGAUCAAGGAGUACGUCCCCAAGGUCGACUCGACGUUGUUGCGGAUGCAGGUCGUCGAGCCCCAACAGUGGCCCGUCGCUCCGGAAGCGCCUUCAGAAAGUACGGCGAACCGCCUGCGGCGCUUUAUUGGGAUCACCUACGGGGAUACUUUUGUGGACGGGCCGCUCCUUUGCAUUCUGGCGGCCGUGCUCCUGCCGGCGCUGCGCGCGCAGCUACCGGAGAGGCGCGUGUCCCGGAAGCCGCCGGACCUGAAGGCCGAGUAAUAGUUUUGUUAUCUUC
Pelagomonas calceolata is the source of this 2290-nucleotide messenger RNA. The record is from the annotation of a GenBank genome assembly. NCBI's taxonomy places the organism in Eukaryota, Pelagophyceae, Pelagomonadales, Pelagomonadaceae.